AUAAUGACCGAGCAAGAGUUGUCUGGCAUAACCGAUAGAUAGUUGAUCAAAAGUUUGAUCUCGGAUAAUGUAUGUAGAAAAUGAUUUGUUGUGUUAGAUCUACUCACUUAGUAUUCUUUCAGAGUUUUGAGAGAAUUAACCUCAUAACUAUCGAUCUGGAUCAAUGGAUGCAAUAAAAAAAAUGACCCAGCAAGAAAGAGAGAGAUCAAUGCUAAUUGCUAAGUUAACGCUAUGAAGUUGCGUUCCAACUACUCUUUAUAUUCUUUACCUUUAUUCUUCUUCUCAUGCCCCCUCCCUACCUCAUAGCCUUCCCAAUCAAUCUUCCUUUCCCAUUCUUUUUCCUUUCCCUCUUUCUUUCUUCUUGUUUCCUUUCUCUGUUUACUUUUUUCCUUCUUCACCCUCAUCAUCACUGACCUCAUUCCCAUCCAUCAUUCUCCUCACAUACCACAACCAAACCUUUUGACUACUUCACUUCUGCAUGUCCCUCUCACUCUCAACCUUUAUCAUCCAUCAUGGUAGUAGCCAUUGCUAGCUGCCAUUGCAUCAAGAGAGACAGAUAGAGAUUGAAAAUUAAGGUUCUCUUUUUUGGCAGAUAAACUUAUGGCAAACAUUGCCACCAUCUUCAACAAGUUCCUCUAUCUCCCCAUCCUCCUCAUCCACCUUGGCUGCUUCAUUUUCACCACCACCACCGCCUCCGCUGCCGGGAAACAAGACAACCGCCAGACUCAACCUUCAAAGAAACGAAGAGUCUCACCUUUAUCCCAACCCUCUUCCCCUUCCCACCCCAAAUUCAAAACCCAAAAGGCCCUUUCUUCUUCUUGGCAUUUCAUCAAACACCUCUUCUCCACAAAAUCCUCCUGCAAAACCGCCACCGCCCAUUCAUCACCGCAAUCAACAUCAACCACCGCAAGAUCAUCCCAGCAGUCCCUCAUCUCCCUCGCGCAACCCGACCCGUUGCUCCAGGAUCCUCCACGCAGGAGGCAAUCCGGGUCGUGCCCCGAAUCCGACAUCUCCGCCGAUAACAACAGCCUCUUCUUCCCUCUCCGCAACGACAUCUUCCCCUGCACCGCGUGCGGCGAGAUCUUCCAGAAGCCCAACCUCCUUGAGCAGCACCAAGCCGCCACCCACGCCGUGUCGGAGCUCGUGGGAUCCGACCCGGGUCACAACAUCGUCCAGAUCAUAUUCAAAUCGGGCUGGCCCGAGACCCGUGUCUCCCCGCGGGUGCUCCGCGUCCUGAAGAUCCACAACAGCCCCAAGAUCCUCUCCAGAUUCGAGGAGUAUCGCGAGACCGUGAAAACCAAGGCGGCGGCGCGUCACGGUGGCGCGUCUCGGCGGCGCGAUGAACGCUGCAUCGCCGACGGCAACGAGCUCAUGCGUUUCCACUGCUCCACGUUCCUAUGCGAGUUGGGACUGAACGGGGAUUCCUCCAUUUGUUCGCAGCAAUUUUGUAAUAUUUGCGGGAUUAUAAAAUCAGGGUUCUCACCCAAGCUGGACGGGAUUUCCACGCUUUCAACCAGCUGGAGGGCACACGUGUCGAUCCCCGAGGACAUCGAGGCUGAGUUCCGCUUCAUGAACGUGAAGCGGGCCAUGCUCGUUUGUCGAGUGGUCGCGGGUCGGGUUGGUUCGGAUUCUGAUGAGGCUGAGAAAGCGGACGGGGGUUUUGAUUCGGUGAUGUCGCGAGGGGAGAGUGGAGUUUACACCCGGCUUGAUGAGGAGGAGUUGGUGGUUUUUAAUCCUAGGGCCGUGCUUCCUUGCUUUGUGAUUGUGUAUAGUGUGUGAUGAAUUAUAAUGAUGUGAGCUUAUGGGUUGUAAUUUAACUUGGUUUUAAGUAUUUUGAAGUUCAAGGAUUCCUUUGAGUUACAUAGUUCAGGUUAUUGGAUCAUUGGGCACAAAAAUGUGUGCAUGGAAUUUACACACCAUAGUAUAGAAAUUGAAUUUGUUGAGUGUGUGUUUUAGGUGAAUCCCUUGAUUGUGUGAUAUUAAGGUUAAGGUUGCCUUUUACUUAGUUUAUGAAUUUCUUUGCCUUAUAGCUCGUGGUAAGAAUGCAAUUCAACAUCACUUUACUUGACCAGAUCUUGUGGAAAUUGGGAAGAGGUACAAGCUGGUGGUAUAGAAGCAUGUUUUAGAAGCUGUAUGAUAGAAGUUUUUUUUUCCAUCUUCAGUUUGUGUGUUAUAUAUUGAAUAUCUUAUUUUAAUUA
Messenger RNA from Lotus japonicus, 2198 nucleotides. RefSeq lists its product as uncharacterized. The record is from RefSeq and is a predicted model, not a curated record. The transcript has a single exon. Bases 601 to 1779 code for a protein of 392 amino acids. NCBI's taxonomy places the organism in Eukaryota, Viridiplantae, Streptophyta, Magnoliopsida, Fabales, Fabaceae.